UUACAUAAUACUUUUGUUUGUGUCGUGUAACUAAUCUUACGUUUAAAAUACAUUUUGAGGUAGCAUUUGCCAUCUUUUACCUCUAACUUGGUGGUUUCGUUUGAAAAUACUUUUCGCCUUACGGAAGCACGUCGUCAUGUAACCUCUGUCUGCCGAAUGACGUAACAGUUGUUGCAUUUAACGCUACUUAAGUGUCUGCGGUUAACUGCUAAGGGUUUUUUGAAGGCUAAAGUCAUGAAGAGAUCAAUAAAAGUAGCUUCUGGUGUGUUAUUGACAGUCAGUUUUGGCGCGUCAGAAUGUGUGGGAGAACGGCGUGCACGCUGGAGCCGGAAGAGCUCAGUCGCGCUUCUCGGUAUCGGGACCGGAGAGGAGAGCAACAUAGACCCCGGUGGAAGGAUGGAGACUCCGACAAAUACACACCCUCAUACAACAAGAGUCCUCAGUCCUUCAGCCCUGUCCUGCUGUCCAACAGACACUUCAACAAGGAUGCCCCUGUAGAUGAGUGUGUAUUGGCAGCUAUGCGCUGGGGUCUUGUCCCGGCUUGGUUCAAGGAAAGUGAUCCCAACAAAAUGCAGUACAGCACCUCUAACUGCCGCAGUGAGAGUCUUCUAGAAAAGAAGUCUUACAAGGAUCCUCUUCUGAAAGGACAGCGCUGCGUUGUUAUAGCUGAUGGCUUUUAUGAAUGGCGACGACAAGAGAAGAAACAGCCCUUUUUCAUUUAUUUCCCACAAAGCCAAGAAGAGGAAGUGCCUAGUCAACAUCGCACAAAAGAGGAGAAUUCUCAAAGUCUGGAGAGCGAUCAAGACAGUGAAUGGACAGGGUGGCGUUUGCUAACAAUUGCCGGACUCUUUGACAGUUGGACUCCUCCUGGUGGUGGAGAGACUCUCUACACAUACACAGUUAUUACUGUAGAUGCAUCACCAAAUAUUCAAAGCAUCCAUGACAGGAUGCCUGCUGUGCUGGACGGAGAGGAAGAAGUAAGACGGUGGUUGGACUUUGGAGAGGUGAAGUCACUGGAAGCCAUGAAAUUACUUCAGUCAAAGUCAUGCCUGACCUUUCAUCCCGUCUCGUCAUUGGUUAACAAUUCCCGCAACAAUUCUCUAGAAUGUUUGCAGCCUGUAAAUCCCACGAUAAAGAAGACCCCUCAACCUUCAGCCAGUAGUAAAAUGAUGAUGAGCUGGCUGAAGACUGCCUCGCCCACCAAGAGGAAGGAACCUGAUGAAGAUACUGCUGCUAAAGGACCUGAAGGAAAGCUUGAAUCAGAAAAGCAGACCAAGCCAUCUGGGCCUCUCCGGCAAUGGCUGCUGGGUACAGGUUCCCGUAAGAAACCAAGGACUUUGUAAUAAAAACAAAAGCAUUUGUAGAUUGUCAUGUCCUUCCUUAUUUAUAGUGGGCGAGCUUUCUUUUUUAUUCAAAUGAAGAUGUUGAAUGACAAAUGUCAUUACAAAAUACUCAGUGUGAACACUUCAGAAUGCUUUUGAUGUUGUUCCUUUCAUGAUUUAAUACAAUGCAAUAAAUAUUCACAGUUAGUUUUAGUGGAUGGAGUGCAUUUUUUUUAAACACAAACAUAAAUGGCAUGAAACCAUAAAUAAAUAUAAUUUAAAUAAAAAUUCAAUGUACAAAAGUUUUAUUCAACAGCUUCAUUUUAUUUCCAUUAUUACUUUGAAAUACAUUUACCUUCGACAAUGUAUAUGGGUUUCAAUAAAUGUCAUGAAUAAUUCAGUUUUA
This is a messenger RNA of Triplophysa dalaica, 1728 nucleotides long. It is a transcript of the gene hmces, whose product is annotated as 5-hydroxymethylcytosine binding, ES cell specific. The record is from RefSeq and is a predicted model, not a curated record. Gene Ontology annotation, biological process: DNA damage response. Lineage: Eukaryota; Metazoa; Chordata; Actinopteri; Cypriniformes; Nemacheilidae. Gene Ontology annotation, molecular function: single-stranded DNA binding.